Messenger RNA from Geodia barretti, 897 nucleotides. NCBI's taxonomy places the organism in Eukaryota, Metazoa, Porifera, Demospongiae, Tetractinellida, Geodiidae. The record is from the annotation of a GenBank genome assembly.
AUGCUGAUUGAAUCCGGAUUGCCAAACCUACUUCACCGGGGCAAGGUGCGCGACACCUAUGCCAUAGAUGACUCACUGUUGUUGAUGGUGGCUACUGACCGCAUUUCCGCCUUCGACGUGGUCUUGCCUACAGGAAUUACCGAAAAGGGCAAGGUGUUGAAUCGCAUAUCAAGUUUUUGGUUCGCUCAGACGGCCCACCUGAUUCCCAACCACCUCGUAGCUCUUGCCGACUCCGGUGAAGCGGCUUCUUACCUGGUCAAGAAUCCCGACCUAGAAGGCAUAUCAGCUGAGCUGGCAAGCCAGGCUAUGGUCGUAAAGAAAGCGGAACGCAUCGACAUCGAGUGCAUCGUCCGGGGUUACAUCACCGGGUCUGCCUGGUCGGAAUACCGUCGACAGGGCACGGUUUCGGGGAAGCCCAUGCCCGAGGGUUUAGUGGAAGGAAUGGAGUUUCCUGAGCCCCUCUUUACUCCUACCACCAAGGCCGAGGAAGGCCACGACCAGAACAUGUCCGACCAGGAGGUCGAGGACAUGGUGGGCGCCGACAUGGCCCUGAAACUGGGCGAAGCCAGCAGGACGGUCUACAAAUUCGCCCACGACUACGCGCGGGAGCGUGGAAUUAUCCUGGCCGACACGAAAAUGGAAUUUGGUACUUUGAAUGGCCAGUUGAUAUUGAUUGACGAACUUCUGACGCCGGACUCGAGCAGAUUUUGGGAUAUGGAGGGCUAUGCGCCUGGAAAGUCCCAGCCCAACUUCGACAAGCAAUUCGUCCGUGACUGGCUGGUAGAGCAGGGCUGGAACCAGGAACCGCCCGCCCCUGAACUUCCCAGCGAAGUUGUGACCCUUACUACCGAACGCUAUAAAGAGGCCUAUCGCCGGCUUACCGGCACGGACCUUUAG